AUGAUAUAAAGAUUCACUUAAAGCUUUAAAGACUCUCUUAAGCAUUAUUGGAGUGUGUAUAAAACAGAUUAAAUUUUACGUAUUUACAACAAAGAGAAAUAUGAUAAGAUUCCUACUAAAUUAAAAACAUUCAAAUAAUAUGAAUACAUUAAAAUAAAUGAAUAUGGACUCCUAUUCCUUAUGAUUAGUGAGCAAAAUAAAGUUGCUAUUGAAAAACUUUUAAGUAAGAUAAAUUAUAAAGAGAAGGUUCUGAAUGAUACUUCAAAUCCAUCAAAAUUAAGUCCUACUACAUUUGCAAUUUUAAACAAUAUUACAGAUAUGUCUUUAUUCCUUUAAUAAUUUGGUGCUAACAUAUUUGCACCAAACGAAGAUGGCAAUACUUUAUUACAUAUUGCUGCCUUUUACCGUAAUUUAGAAGCUGUUAAAUUUGCCCUUGAAAAUAACUCUGAUGUGAACGCUUGUAAUAAAGAUGGUGACACUCCUCUUUUCUAUGCAAUUGUAAAAUAAUCUCCUGAAAUAAUUGAAUAUUUCUUAUCUAAAGGAGCUAAUGAUUUAGUUAAAAAUAAUAAUGGACUUUAUCCAAUUCACGAAGCUACAGUUACUGGUAAUAUAGAAAUAAUUAAAUUAUUUGAAAAGACACUUACAUAAGUUAGAAAUUCAAAACCUGAUUUAGAUCCUAUUCAUCUUGCAGCUUAAUUAGAAUCUACUGAUGUAUUGGAUUAUCUUUUAGAAAAGAAUCCUUCAUUUGUAAAUUUACCUGAUAAUUCUAACUAGCAAACUCCUCUCCACUAUGCUGUUAUUGAAAAAAAAUAUGAGUGUGCAAGAUAUCUUCUAUUAAAAGGAGCAAAGCCAAACAUCUAAGAUAAGUUUGGUAAUACUCCUCUGCAUUUUGCAACUUUAAAUAAAGAUUUAGACAUGUGCUAUAUCUUAGAUGAUUAUGGAUCUGAUGCUAGAAUCAAAAAUAAAGACGGACUUAAUUGUAUUGAUCUCUGUUUUGUUGACAGAGACUAAACUAUGGUUAACUAUUUCAAAGGAUUAAAUAAAUAUUCAAAGGUUUUCCUUGAAACAUAUUAAUGA
Molecule: messenger RNA, 1077 nt
Organism: Tetrahymena thermophila SB210
Lineage: Eukaryota; Ciliophora; Oligohymenophorea; Hymenostomatida; Tetrahymenidae
Product: ankyrin domain protein
Exons: 1
Molecular function (GO): protein binding
Source: RefSeq, a predicted model, not a curated record